AUGCGUACUUCUUCUUUACUCUACCCGUGGUGGGCGUUGCCGUUGUUGCAGCCAUGUCGUUGCUCCAGGUCAACCCCACUUGAGCACAAGCCCCUACUUUCUUUCAACAGCGCAUGGCAGAUUCUUGGGCCAUUCCAAAUAGGCACGCGAGAGGCCACGUGGGGCGCAGAUCCUCUUGAAGUCGACGGUGGGUUCCGGGGCCUUGAUUAUGACCCAGCAGCGACGUUCAAGAGCUCUCUACCUGCCAAUGGUACCGCGUAUUGGAACAUCACGAUAGCAGACACCUCUAGUGGGACAGCUUCGGCCAAUGCCUCCCUGAGCGUCAGCUAUUCCAACGUCGAUUGGGACUUCCUCAAGACCGUCUAUGGUUGGGCAUCUGUCCAAUAUCAAGCCUGGGCGCGCGGUGAGCUGAUCGUCGGCGGCAAUGAAACUCAACACAUCAUCCUUUACACCGAUGCUCUAUUGGAGUACUGGAUCAACGACACACAUUAUUUCGGUGGUGAUUUCUAUACUUAUCGCAACGCUCCCCCUGUGUUGCAUCUCGGUCCUGGAAGUCACCGAAUCGACCUGCGGCUUGUUCGGGAUGUCAGAGCCUUUGGAGGUAUCCUUGAGCCAACCAUCGACGUUGUCGUAGGCGUCGAACAGGUCUCCGGAAGUCUGGAUCUAGCGAGGCCCGGUAUCCUCUUGUCCGAUGUCAUUGAUGGCAGGCUCGCAACACCUCAUGCCUCGAUAACUCUGCGUAACAGCGGUGUGCAGGAUAUCGAAAUAACCCGAGUUCGCGCUGCAAACGUUAGCACCAAUGUCAGCACCCUGUUUCCUUCCAUAGGAUUGGGCACGAAAAGUCAGAUGCUUGUAGCACGAGACACUGACGAUUUAACGUAUGAGCAGGGUACCAACGAUGCCGCCGAGAACGCCCAAGGCACCAGGAUUAUCAUUGCCGCAGGUCAGACUAGACCUAUUGCUUUCAAUGUCACGCUGCCCUCUCACAACGCUUCGUCGAUAGCCUACAGCAUCACGUACAAGGUCGUUGAUAGCAGCCAUCGCGCAAGUCUUGAGGUCACUCAAGAUCUCAAGCAUAUGUCUCCCUACGAGCCCCAUAAAAUGACCUUUAUACACCCAGGCGGCAUGGUAUCCUACGCUAUGCUUCGACCUCCAGCAAAGAAUGCCACUUGCCGCCACAAGCAAACAAAGCUGCCAGUCUUUUUAGAUAUGCAUGGCGCAGGCCUAGAGGCCGAUAGUACCGAGGUCACUGACGCCUUAGAUCCUGUCUCCGAUCUCUGCGCAUGGACAGUGUUUCCAACUGGCGUGACACCGUGGUCCGGCGACGACUGGCACAACUGGGGCUUUGCUGAUGUUGAAGCUGCUAUCGAGACCAUCCCCGACUGGAUCCAAUACGGCAACUGGGCAGGUCCGGAUGUCGAUACUGAUCGAUGGAUCGUCUCCGGCCAUUCGAAUGGUGGUCAGGGCACUUGGUAUGCUCUCACUCACCGCCCAGAUAAGGUGCUUGCUGCGAUCCCUUUAUCUGGCUAUUCAAGCAUCCAGAAGUACGUGUCUUACGAACUGUGGCAGCCUGCCGAUCCUAGACGUAUAUCCGUAGUCAGCGCAUCACUGAACAGUUACCGACACGAGAUGCUUAUGCCUAACGCCCGCGACAUCCCUAUUCAGCAGCAGCAUGGAGAGGUAGACGAUAACGUACCGGCAUACCAUUCUCGAUUCUUAGCCCAGCAAAUUCAUCUGACAGGUGGCAACUCAAGCUAUAAUGAGGUACCAGACCAGAACCAUUGGUGGGAUGGCAUCAUGACAACGCCAGAGCUAGUCGAUUUCUACCACAAUCAGACAAGAAGCACAGAAGAGUUGCCACGUGACAUGGAAGAGUUUAGCAUUGUGGUCGGGGAUCCUGGCGACAUGGGCAGCAAGGGCGGAGUCAAAGUCACACAGCUGGAAGACCCCGGACAAUACGGUAGGGUGUAUGUGCAAGGGCACACUGUGAAAACGUCAAACGUUUUGAGCAUCGAGUUCAGCCCUCCGUUCUGGAAGGGUGCGGUCAUAGUCGAUGGUCAAACACUAAAACUUGCAACCGACACUGCGAAAUCACACGCUCCAGUCAGCGCCCGAUUCUCCGACAACACCUGGAUUGUGGAAGCAGCCAGCACUGUAGAACAUUCAUCGUCCAGGCGAGGACGCCAGCUAGGCUCCAUGACUGCGUUAUUGCGCGCCCGAGGCCCGAUAAUCAUUCGACACCCAGGCACUGUUGAUACUCGUCACCUCGCUCUCCAGGUGUCCCGCAACCUUCACCAGUACUUCCGCGCUGAUACGAUUAUCGUAUCCAAUACCGCAAGGGCUACUUCUGCUAGUAGCGCGAAAAAUGCCAUAGUUCUUGUCCUUGGCGACAGCUUUGAAGGUGCCGUUUCAGACUUCCCCAUACAGAUAUCUGAAUCAGGAGUCUCUCUCCGUGAUAGUCGCGGGCGCGAGCAACAGUAUGACAACGCGCGUGGCGCUGCGUGGCUUCAGCCUCUGGAAGGCGAAAGUCUCGAGCUGGUUAUCUGGGGAGCUGAUGAUGAAGGUCUGAGGCAGGCUGCAAGACUAGUGCCAAUGCUAACGGGUGUGGGUCAGCCAGACUUCGUGGUGCUGGGUGAAGAAGCGAAGUGGAAGGGCAUCGAAGGUGCGCUGGCCAUGGGUUUUCUUGACUCGCAAUGGCAGGUCGCUGCAUCCAGUUUUGUGUCUUGA
Messenger RNA from Ascochyta rabiei, 2727 nucleotides. RefSeq lists its product as uncharacterized. The record is from RefSeq and is a predicted model, not a curated record. Gene Ontology annotation, molecular function: serine-type peptidase activity. Gene Ontology annotation, biological process: proteolysis. The transcript is spliced from 2 exons. The coding region runs from base 1 to 2727 and encodes 908 amino acids. Lineage: Eukaryota; Fungi; Ascomycota; Dothideomycetes; Pleosporales; Didymellaceae.